GCUGGGAUGAUGAGUGAGAUGUGCAGGACCCAAUUCCCCAUCGAGACAAGUCUGGCCAUUCGAAGCCGCCCAUAUGCCGCAGCAAUUGGUCGAGGAUGGUUGCUACCGAACACUUUUGAACCGCUUGCGGGUCUUCAUGACGCCAACCGUCUCAGCAAAACCCUCCCACGUCCACGUCACUCGCCACUGCUUCCUGUUAGUACCCGCUUGUUGCCCGCCCCUCACUAAACUCAAAAGAAAUCCCUCUGGAGCUUUGACCUGGAUUGUAAAUUCUUAGAAAGCACUUGAACGGUGGGUUGCGGCUUCUCUUUAUAUCUCUCUUUGAACCCCUCCCCUCCCCUCGCUCCAAUCCAUCCCCUUCUCUUCGUCCCAGUUCACGCCUUUCCACUUCAUCCCUCCUCGAUACCCAAUUCCCGCCAUGCCUACCCCCAUUCCCCAAGCGGAGGAGCUCAAGGACCUCUUCAGCCUCAAGGGCAAGGUCGUCGUCGUCACCGGCGCCUCCGGUCCCACAGGCAUCGGAAUCGAGGCUGCCCGCGGCUGCGCAGAGUUCGGCGCCGACCUGGCCAUCACCUACAACUCGCGCGCCGAGGGUGCUGAGAAGAACGCCAAAGAGCUCACCCAGAAGUACGGCGUCAAGGUCAAGGCCUACAAGUGCCAGGUGGGCGACUACGCCAAUGUCGAGAAGCUCGUCCAGGACGUCAUCAAGGACUUUGGCAAGAUCGAUGUCUUCAUCGCCAACGCCGGCAAGACGGCCGACAACGGCAUCCUCGACGCGACCGUCGAGCAAUGGAAAGAGGUCAUCGAUACCGACCUGACUGGCACCUUCAACUGCGCCCGCGCUGUCGGUCUGCACUUCCGCGAACGCAAGACGGGCUCCCUCAUCAUCACCGCCUCCAUGUCGGGCCACAUCGCAAACUACCCCCAGGAGCAGACCUCCUACAACGUCGCCAAGGCCGGCUGCAUCCACAUGGCCAAGUCGCUGGCCAACGAGUGGAGGGACUUUGCUCGCGUCAACUCCAUCUCGCCCGGAUACAUUGACACGGGUCUCUCCGACUUUGUGCCCCAGGACAUCCAGAAGCUGUGGCACUCGAUGAUUCCCAUGGGCCGUGAUGCCAAGGCAAAGGAGCUCAAGGGCGCGUUUUUGUACUUUGCCUCGGAUGCCUCUUCCUACACUACCGGUGCUGAUCUCGUCAUCGAUGGCGGCUACACCACCCGAUAAACGAUUCCCCAGAAAGCAAGUCGAGCGCCCCUGAUCCGAUACGACGUUAUGAUUGUUGGGAUUUAUAUGCGUAGAUAAUUGGAGGGUAGACGGUGGCCUUGUUGCUUUUCAGCAUGAAUGAGAGAAUUCGCUGUCUCCAAACCCCCCGGAGAAGUUACAUCGCAUCGCGUGACAUUCAUGGCCGCUUGUGUUUUAGGUGCCAGUGAAGAUCCAUGUUGGCCAAAACAGAACUUUACUCAGGC
Messenger RNA from Westerdykella ornata, 1461 nucleotides. Its product is annotated as putative NADP-dependent mannitol dehydrogenase. Gene Ontology annotation, molecular function: oxidoreductase activity, acting on NAD(P)H, oxygen as acceptor. NCBI's taxonomy places the organism in Eukaryota, Fungi, Ascomycota, Dothideomycetes, Pleosporales, Sporormiaceae. Gene Ontology annotation, cellular component: intracellular anatomical structure. Bases 419 to 1219 code for a protein of 266 amino acids. The transcript has 2 exons. The record is from RefSeq and is a predicted model, not a curated record.